CCCAUGCUGCAUUGCGGUUCUGAUCAGCGAUUUACGUGCUUAAAAAUACUCAAAAAUACUUCAAAAUGUCAAGACAAAGUGCCCAUGACGCUGCUGUCCUCGAUGUGGUUUUCAAUCCUCUUCUGCCAGCGGGUCAAGAAAUUCCCGAAGAACGUCCAGAAGACUCAAUCGAGGCUGAAUUUCAGGAUAAUUCAGAUGAGGCUAACAGAGCAAAAGAGCUUGAGCUUGAGGGAGUGAAAAGUGCAGAGGCCAAUGAUUUAGACGCUGCAUUGAACUUUUUCAACCAGGCAGUAUCCCUUGCUCCAAACCGGGCUUCAUGCUACAACAACAGGGCACAAGCACUCCGCUUACGUGGAGAUGUGGAUGGAGCCCUUGAGGAUUUGAACAAGGCGAUCGAGCUAAGCCAGGGGACUGGUAAAGCAGCCUGUCAAGCUUACACCCAACGAGGGCUCAUCUACAGACUGGAGAAGAGAGACGACGAGGCGUUGGCCGAUUUCAAACGUGCCGCCAACCUCGGGAGCCCCUUCGCACGCACGCAGGUGAUUCAGAUGAACCCUUACGCUGCCAUGUGCAACCAGAUGCUGUCUGAGGUCAUGGGUCGUCUUAGAGAAGGAGAGUGCCAGGAGUGAAAGGGUUAAUGGACUGCCUUUUGGGAAACCGAUGUAUACAGCUGCAUGCAACAGCAUUGGUAUCAAAAUACUGUUACAUUGAAGCAGUAACGAAUUGACUUAUUGCAUGCAUGAAGUAUCACCUGUCACAAUGUUGUAAGAGGUGAGGGUUUUACUGUUCUAAACAGUGUUGAGAGAAAAGGCUAUAUAAAACAGACAUUGAGCCCAACACCCUAAUCUAACUCACCAGGGGAGUGUUUCAGUGACUUUCACAAAGACUAAAAUGGCACUGAAAUGCUGACAGGUAUCUGAAAUGCAACACGCAAUCUACUUGUAAUUGAUCAAUACUCAGUAGUGCGCGUCCUCUUUGCAUGAUCUGACCAAUGCGGUCAUGGCUUUUAUACCGCCCGCAACUAGGCAUUUAAGUGCUACUCUAAGUCAUGCUUAAAUCUUUGUGAAACAGCCCCCUGGUUCUAAAAGAAAGAUCAGAUUAGAGUGUUCAUCCCCAGUCUCACUAACCUUUUCUCCCAUUCAUUUUACCUGGAGUUGUUUCAUCAAGCAGCACAUAUUGAAAAUUUUUACUGACAAAUUUGGUCUGAGCCAAUCAGAUGCAUGUAUUUCAUGACAAUAUUAUAUCUCAACUUGUUUUGAUAAAGAGCUGGUUAUAUAUUUUUUUUCAAUACCUAAUUGUGCAAUGCUAUGCAGCCCUGCCAACAAAUAUAUGGUAAUGGAAUAACCUUGCAUUUGGUCCUUGCCUUAUUCUGUUCAUAAAGCAUAAUUUAAUAGUCCUCCACAUGUAGGUAACAUUGAAGUUUAAAAGUGGACUUGAAAUGAAUCCAGGUUAUUAUUGGGCUUUUGAUCAAGGUUUCAUGAGGGUUUUGGGUAAAGGUUAUAUUAAAGAAUGAGGGUUAUUUUCAAAGGGUUUAAUGUUUCCAUGUAGUGAGAAAAUGUAGUAUUAGUUGAGAUCAAAAUAUUUUUUUUAGGGUUGUUAGGAAGAUUUCCGAGGGAAAGGUAUGGGUUGCAAAAGGGGGUUUCAAUUUACUUUUCAGGGCUUGAAUAAUAUAAUAGAACUAAUAUUCUGCUAAUAUAAAGCGCUGAAUAAAUCAGAAUUAAGCGUCGAUGGCUAAGAUUACCCUGGGGACUGGAUCCUCGCCUGCGUACAAUGUGUGCACCUUCUCUCCUUGAGGAGCAUUCCAACAAUAAUUUCCAAACUCAAUUGCAUGUGGAGGAGCCAUGGUGUAGUGGUUCUGACUCUCGCUAUGUAAACAGAGGGUCAUGUGUUGGAAUCCCAACUCGGUCUGGCGUCAUUUGGCAAGGCGUUAAUCCACACUUUGCCACUCGUGACCCAGGUGCUAAAUGGGUACCCGGUAGGAUGUGAAAGUCAGCUUGUAGCUUGUCCUGUACUGUGUACGCACAGGUGACUGAUUGGAAUACUCCCCAGGGAGUGGAGGAUGUGCACACAUUGUGUGCGGGAAUGACUGAUUGAAUCCUGAUGACCGGGAUA
Molecule: messenger RNA, 2112 nt
Organism: Lytechinus variegatus (green sea urchin)
Lineage: Eukaryota; Metazoa; Echinodermata; Echinoidea; Temnopleuroida; Toxopneustidae
Gene: ttc36
Product: tetratricopeptide repeat protein 36 homolog
Exons: 3
Coding region: 66-629 (187 amino acids)
Biological process (GO): cilium assembly
Molecular function (GO): protein binding
Source: RefSeq, a predicted model, not a curated record